Mus musculus (house mouse) is the source of this 2032-nucleotide messenger RNA. RefSeq names its product predicted gene, 52481. Bases 185 to 1300 code for a protein of 371 amino acids. The record is from RefSeq and is a predicted model, not a curated record. Lineage: Eukaryota; Metazoa; Chordata; Mammalia; Rodentia; Muridae. The transcript is spliced from 2 exons.
GGACAGAGAGACGCACGGAAGCCGGGAUGGUGCGUCUCGGUCGGAUGCAGACUCGGGCUUGGUCCCCGGGGAGAAGAAGGAAGCAGGAAGCAGGGAGAACCAGGACAGGGGGACAGGGGGACAGAGAGACCCGAGCUGCGCGGGCCACGGCAGAGACCAGGCAGGCCGGGAUGGAAGAAGGAAGAUGGAAGAAGGGAGAAGGAAGAACCAGGACAGGGGGACAGACAGACGCAGAGACCCGAGCUGCGCGGGCCAUGGCAGAGGCCAGGCAGGCCGGGAUGGAAGAAGGGAGAAGGGAGAACCAGGACAGGGGGACAGUGGGGCAGAGAGACCCAGACUGCGCGGGACACGGACUCGGGCUUGGUCCCUGGGUGGAAGAAAGUGGAGGAAGGAUGGAGACAAAGAGACCCGGGGACAGAGAGACACACGGAAGCCGGGAUGGUGCGUCUCGGUCGGAUGCAGACUCGGGCUUGGUCCCCGGGGAGAAGAAGGAAGCAGGAGCAGGGAGAACCGGGACAGGGGGACAGACAGACGCAGAGACCCGAGCUGCGCGGGCCACGGCAGAGACCAGGCAGGCCGGGAUGGAAGAAGAAGGGAGAACCAGGACAGGGGGACAGGGGGACAGAGAGACCCGAACUACACGGGACACGGACUCGGGCUUGGUCCCUGGGUGGAAGAAGGAAGGAGAAGGGAGGUUGACAGACAGAGACCCGGGGACAGAGAGACACACGGAAGCCGGGAUGGUGCGUCUCGGUCGGAUGCAGACUCGGGCUUGGUCCCCGGGGAGCAGAAGGAAGCAGGGAGAACCAGGACAGGGGGACAGGGGGAUAGGGGGACAGAGAGACCCAGACUGCGCGGGACACGGACUCGGGCUUGGUCCCCGGGGAGAAGAAGGGAGAAGGAAGGAGAAGGGAGAACCAGGACAGGGGGACGGACAGACAGACGCAGAGACCUGAGCUGCGCGGGCCACGGCAGAGGCCAGUCAGGCCGGGAUGGAAGAAGGAAGAUGGAGAAGGGAGAACCAGGACAGGGGGACAGACAGACGCAGAGAGCCGAGCUGCGCGGGCCACGGCAGAGGCCAGGCAGGCCGGGAUGGAAGAAGGAAGCAGGAGAAGGAAGGAGAAGGGAGGAGAAGGGAGGAGAAGGGAGAGCCGGGGGCUGCGGGACUCGUGGAAGCCGGGAUGGGUCCCUCGAUGGCGGACGCCGACGCCAGGCAGCCCCGGGUGGAAGGGAGGAGGAGGAGGAGGAGGAGGAGGAGAGAGACUUAGAGUCAGACAGAGGGACAGAGAGAGAGACUUAGACACAGAGAGAGAGAGACAGAGAGAGGCUCUGUCCCUGAACUUCUACAGGUACAACCUGGAGCGGCGGGCGCGGACCUGAACCCCCGUCUGCCCGGGGACGCCGCCGACACGGCCACACCGCUCGUCUGGAACCAGGGCUGGCCUUCGGGUCCCAGAUCCGUCCCCACGAGGCAGAGAACCGGGGGUGCACUUGCGUGUUUUUCGCCACCGGGUGGCCCCGGAGAUCGGCGCUGGGCCCUAGCCUAGACGCACUACAGCUCCCAUGAGCGCCUGGGCCCGACUUCCUGUCCAAAAUGGAGGCACUUCCUGUAUCUCACAGAGUACAACCUCCCGGGGACCGACCGAUGGAAAACGCGACCGCCUCGCCGGGUCGGAUCCGCCAGCCUGGCCGGCUUCCCCUCACCCUGGCCGGGAUGAAGCAGGCAGAUCCGACCCCUUGGAGGAAGUUUUUUUUUUUUUUUUCCCGGCGUGCUCUCUGUCGCCACCCGGUGGUGACAGAGGAGAAUGCGGUGGUCGUGACCUUUCGAUUUUCUUUUUUUCAAAGGACACUUGUUUUUGGUUUCCGUGAGCGUUGAUUAUUUUUGAAAGCAUCUACGUGCACGUUCGUUUUUCUUUUAUUCUCGUUGAUGGCUCACCACUCUUUGCAUAUGUGUGAACCCAGAAUAUGUCAACCUAUAUAUACAUUAAACAUGUGAAAGUGUGUGUGUGUUUGUGUGUGUGUGUGUGUGUGU